Stegodyphus dumicola is the source of this 918-nucleotide messenger RNA. Its product is annotated as ras-like GTP-binding protein RHO pseudogene. The record is from RefSeq and is a predicted model, not a curated record. Lineage: Eukaryota; Metazoa; Arthropoda; Arachnida; Araneae; Eresidae.
UUUAUGAAAAAUGAAUUUUCUUAUAAUUUUACACGUAUGAGCAUUUAUAGCGCUUCGUAAUUGCCCUUUUUAUGCGUAACCGUAAAAUUACUGAAGUAAACGAAACAUUCGCUUAGUUUAGGGAAAUAUCUUGGAAUAUUUAACUGAUAUGGCUACUAUUCGAAAGAAGUUAGUUAUUGUCGGCGACGGCGCUUGCGGGAAAACUUGUCUAUUGAUCGUCUUUAGUAAAGACCAAUUCCCAGAGGUUUAUGUCCCUACUGUGUUUGAAAAUUAUGUAGCAGACAUCGAAAUAGAUGGGGAAUUAGUCCAGUUAGCUUUAUGGGAUACUGCAGGACAAGAGGACUACGACAGGUUGCGCCCUCUUUCUUACCCAGAUACGGAUGUCAUCCUCAUGUGUUUUAGCAUCGACAAUCCAGACAGCCUGGCGAACAUUUCUGACAAAUGGAAUCCUGAAGUAAGACAUUUUUGCCCCAGCGUGCCUGUCAUUUUAGUCGGCAAUAAAUGCGAUUUGAGGUAUGAUGAAGAAGCUCUGUAUCAGCUGGGUUCGAUGGCUCAGAAGCCGGUGACAUUUCAGCAAGGUUGUGCCACGUCUGAAGCUAUUCGUGCCUAUGCUUAUGUGGAAUGUUCGGCCAAGACCAAAGAAGGAGUAAGGGAUGUCUUUGAGAUAGCCACAAGAGCAGCACUGCAUAUAAAAAGAAAACGAAAGCUCUGCACUUUUCUCUGAGAGUAAGUGAUUUAACUGACUUGACUUGCUUGACUUCGGACUUACUUUGAACACCAGUCUUUCAAAAUAAUACCAGUGUGUUUGAGUUGGUGUACAAUUUUAAAUAUUAAAUCUUAAAGUAUCAACUCAUUUUCUUUUAGAAGCAAUAAUUCACAUUUAGAGAAUUCCUAAGUAAAGUUGUGUCGAUUGUAAAA